Messenger RNA from Cotesia congregata, 705 nucleotides. The record is from the annotation of a GenBank genome assembly. NCBI's taxonomy places the organism in Eukaryota, Metazoa, Arthropoda, Insecta, Hymenoptera, Braconidae.
AUGAGUCCUUUAGAAAUAGCAAAAAAAAAGGCAGCUUUUAAAGCUGUUGACGAAUUUGUUAAGUCAGAUUGUGUGAUUGGAAUCGGUAGUGGAUCAACAGUCAUUUAUGCAGUAAAUAGAAUUGCUGAAAAAGUUAAAAUAGAUGGAAUUAAUGUUGUCUGUGUGCCAACUUCUUUUCAAUCUCGUCAAUUAAUUAUUGAUAAUAAUUUAACACUAGGUGAUCUGGAUAAAUAUCCAAAGUUGGACUGUGUAAUUGAUGGAGCAGAUGAAGUUGAUGGUGACAAAACACUUAUCAAAGGUGGAGGAGGUUGUUUAUUACAAGAGAAAAUAGUUGCAUCCUGUACAGAUAAUUUAAUAAUUAUUGCCGAUUAUACAAAAAAUUCAAUUAAACUUGGACAGCAAUAUAAAAAAGGAAUACCUAUUGAAGUUAUUCCUAUGGGUUAUGCUCCAAUAAAAAAUAAAAUUCAAGAUAUUUAUGGUGGUGCUGUUAAUAUUCGUAUGGCUAUUGCUAAAGCUGGCCCAGUUGUUACAGACAAUGGAAAUUUUAUAUUAGAUUGGAUUUUUCCUGAUAAUUUGGAUGAGUCAUGGAACACUAUAAAUAAUGAAAUAAAGUUAAUUCCUGGUGUUGUUGAAAUAGGUCUAUUUGUAAAAAUGGCUAAAAAAAUAUAUUUUGGAAUGCCGGAUGGUACUGUUAAAAUACAAUAA